This is a messenger RNA of Lactuca virosa, 351 nucleotides long. NCBI's taxonomy places the organism in Eukaryota, Viridiplantae, Streptophyta, Magnoliopsida, Asterales, Asteraceae. The record is from the annotation of a GenBank genome assembly.
AUGGAACCUGUUGAUGAUACUCUAGUUAAGGAGAAAAUUCCUUCAAAAUCUGGUGUUUUUCGAAGAUUAAAGAAGAGGACUCGGGGUUCAAGAAAAUCUUCAGAUGGUUUGUUCAAAUCUUCUCCUUCAAAUGUUCGUAAACCACAACUUUCUCAUCAAGGAGUAAUUUUUCGUGAGGUUCCAGCUCCAGUUUCGCCUUUGUCAAAGAAACGUAGAGCUGAAGACGUGGCUAAACACAUUUCAAAGAAGAAGAAAAGGCAACGAAAGUUGGUUAUACAAGAGGAGUCGUCCGAAGAAGAGAUAGUUCCUGAAACACCAGAACAAUUAUUUUCAAUCUCUAUCUACUCCUGA